AUGUAUCAUGUUGGUAUAUAGCAUAAUAUAUUUCUUAAAACAUAUAUUUACAAUGGCACCGGCUGCAUGUACUGAUAUUCUAAAGCCAGAAAAUGUUGUAAAACAUAGAAUUUGAAAUUGUCUCCUCCUCUUUCCAUGAUGUGGUAUCGUCCAGCAAACGUUGCUGGGCUAACCAGAGAGUCAGGAUUAUCGGCAGAACGACUGGCUGCUGAUAGCAGGGUCGCUGUGAACUUGUCAAAUAACCAGUAAAUACAAUAUAGCGUUUAGAUCAAAUAAGCUACUGGUAACGUAUAGUGUUAUCAAUACGUGUGUCACAAGUUACACCAUGUCAACCCCGGCUAGAAGGAGACUUAUGAGAGAUUUUAAACGGGUCUUCAAACAUGUUUACAUCUCACUGUAAAUUUCAGCUGCUUCAGAUCUUUUAACUUCAUCGAGUAUCAGCUCACAUUUCCAGUUCUGGCUACAAGAGGACCCUCCAGCGGGUGUCAGUGGUGCCCCAUCUGAAAACAACAUUAUGGCGUGGAAUGCAGUCAUAUUUGGCCCCGAAGGAACUCCCUUUGAGGACGGUACAUUUAAACUCAUUGUAGAGUUCACAGAAGAAUACCCCAACAAACCCCCCACAGUACGAUUUGUGUCAAAGAUGUUUCAUCCAAAUGUCUAUGCAGAUGGCAGUAUAUGUUUGGACAUCCUACAGAAUCGUUGGAGUCCCACUUAUGAUGUGUCCUCUAUUCUUACAUCGAUCCAGUCCCUGCUUGAUGAACCAAACCCCAACAGUCCAGCCAACAGUCAGGCCGCUCAGCUGUACCAGGAGAACAAGCGGGAAUACGAGAAGCGUGUGUCUGCCAUUGUAGAACAAAGCUGGAGAGACAGUUGACCUGACAAUCGUAAUAGCUGCUCUCUUCAUUGUUAAGCUGUGUGCUGCAAGUUUUAGUGGAGUACCUCUUAAUUUUUGGGCCACCCCACCUUUUUUUGAUUUUAAGCUUUUAUGCACUUUACCUUCAACUUCCCUUCUUAGAAUGUUUUUUGUUUUUUUGCCCGCCAAGAGGGAUUUAUCUUUUCUUUUCUAUCCCCCCUUUUCAUCAGGGGAGAUGUGUUGAAUCUUGCCUUGAUGUUUUGUCAGUAUGGACUUGUGGGCCAUUACCCAAAAAUUCUGGUGUGUUCUUACUUGCUGUAAUAACUCUUCAUGACUAAUUAUGUUAACUGUCUUGGAGGGUGAAUUAAGUCAUGGGUCCUCUUCUGUUGUGCUCCUUAUCUGUUUUUGCCAUUUUGUUGGCUCCAAUGUGAUCAUCCAACCUUUCCUUGGGAGAAUGAGCAGCCUGAGUGUCACGGACUAAAUCAGACAUAUUUACACCGUGUCUUUUGCAGUGUUGUGAACUGUUACAUGCAUGACAGAAAAGAGUGUAUUCACGUUCCUGUUCAGUACUCAUGUAUAUAAGAAACCUGCAUCUGAAUUUAUGUACAGAUUUUGCACUGGUUGUUCCCCAUGUCAUUUUUUUUCAGCACUUGUAAAUAAUAAUAAAAAAAAGGCAAAUCCA
Molecule: messenger RNA, 1535 nt
Organism: Cottoperca gobio
Lineage: Eukaryota; Metazoa; Chordata; Actinopteri; Perciformes; Bovichtidae
Gene: ube2al
Product: ubiquitin conjugating enzyme E2 A, like
Exons: 7
Coding region: 515-874 (119 amino acids)
Source: RefSeq, a predicted model, not a curated record